AUGCCAGUAUCUGAUGAAGUUAUCAGCUCAGUGCUGAGAAGCGUCGUACCGCGGAUCGCAUCGCACAGACAAAAACUGCUUCACAAUGACGAACGGAGGCAUCCACCCUUUGUGCUUGCUCUCACUGGGCUCCAAGGCAGCGGGAAAUCCACCUGGGCAAGCAAGAUCUACCAAGCGCUGAAGAAAGAAUACAACUUCAAAGUCAUUGCCUUAUCACUGGACGAUUUGUAUCUUGAUCAUCAAGGCCUUGUGCGCACCCGAGAGUCCAACCCAAACAAUCCGCUCUUAAGAACGAGGGGCCAGCCUGGAACUCAUGACGAUAAGCUAGCAAGAUCGUUCUUUGAGUCGCUUGCUUCAGGUCAAGGAGAUAUCUUGGUGCCAGCAUUCGACAAGAGCAAGUUCGAUGGGGAGGGCGAUAGGGUGCCGCGCGAUCAAUGGGAAUGUGUUGGCGGCGAGUCAUUGGUUGAUGUUGUGGUUUUCGAGGGUUGGUGCGUGGGAUUUCAACCUCUUCCAGGCGAUGACCUGGAGAAGAAAUGGAAAGCUGCGAAGCAGGCUCGGAGCGUUGAAAAGCCUGAGAAUGCGGAGGAAGAUUACUCGACGACUACGCUGGGCGGCCACGCCUUGGAGAACUUGAAGAGAAUCAACGCGAAUUUACAGCGAUACUGCGAGACAUAUAUGGGUCCGCAGCAUUUAGAUUUCUUGGUGCAUAUCGAUACGAACGAUCUGAAGAACGUUUACAGGUGGAGAAUUCAGCAAGAGCAUGCUCUGUGGAACGCAAAGGGCGAGGGAAUGACUGAUGCUGCUGUGGUUGCUUUUGUGCAAGGCUAUAUGCCCAGUUAUGAACUAUAUCUGGAUCAGUUGCGGGAAGGGUUUUUCAGAGAUUGCGCCGGCACAGACAAAGCGCAAUUGCGAAUUCUCAUGGAGGAGGAUAGAUCCGUAGUAGAGAUUAAAGAGAUAGACAAUGGUCGGUGA
Messenger RNA from Coniosporium apollinis CBS 100218, 972 nucleotides. RefSeq lists its product as uncharacterized. NCBI's taxonomy places the organism in Eukaryota, Fungi, Ascomycota, Dothideomycetes. Bases 1 to 972 code for a protein of 323 amino acids. The transcript has a single exon. The record is from RefSeq and is a predicted model, not a curated record. Gene Ontology annotation, cellular component: cytoplasm.